This is a messenger RNA of Galeopterus variegatus (Sunda flying lemur), 882 nucleotides long. Its product is annotated as spermadhesin-1. Gene Ontology annotation, biological process: single fertilization. Lineage: Eukaryota; Metazoa; Chordata; Mammalia; Dermoptera; Cynocephalidae. The record is from RefSeq and is a predicted model, not a curated record. The coding region runs from base 65 to 445 and encodes 126 amino acids. The transcript has 4 exons.
CAAAGAGGAAAUUUGCUGAAAAGGAGGCAGGUGUCCCGGACUUGGAGCUGGAAGCAGAUCAGUGAUGACUACGAUUGUCUCAGCACAAUGGACUGAAGCGAAUGUUGACUGUGGGGGCCACAUCACAGAUGGCAGUGGUCACAUCGCCGCCUAUGCUGGGAAAAACACCGAAUGUGUCUGGGUCAUUGAGAAUGAGCCUCCAGUAAAAGUAUCUCUGAUCCUGUACUACUUUCAGUUCGAAGGUGCUCCCCACGACUGUGAGAAAGAGUAUGUGGAACUCCUGGAUGGACCUCUGGGGUCUCCAUCCCUUGGCAAGAUUUGUGAAUCCUACACUGAAUUCUAUUCAUCUUCUUCCAACAUCAUGACCAUCAAGUACUCCCGAAUACCCAGCCAACCACCGACUCUAUUUCACAUGGGUUAUGAUCGUAUCACUUAUGGACGCUAGGGGCUGGCAGGGGGACUGCUGACGCUCUCUCCCCUACCCACGCCUGGCUGAGUGGCAUGUUGGGCAGAGGUUCUACAUGUCACUGUAAGAUAUGGUUGUGCCCAAGUCCUAGUGGACCACCACUGGGUGAGGGAGAGUAAACGGUACCCAGUGAUUUUUCCAGAAACAUACGUAGGUUCUAUCCCAUGAUUUCUGCAUAGCCACUUGUGUGGGGUCGGUAGACCAGAUACAAUAACUAUUUUUGUUAUUGUACCUGUCAUCUUGAUGAUGGGGCAUGUAUUUCUUAGAAUACACCAUCUUUCUCUUUGUUGAUCUUGUUAUAAUCUCUUUGGCACUUUUUAGUGUAUUUAUGCAAGAUUUGUAGUUUAUGUAGUAUAUAGCAUACCAAAUGUAUAAUGCACAUAUUCUAUAUAUGAAUAAGUAUGCAUAUAGGUGAA